Molecule: messenger RNA, 1963 nt
Organism: Cercospora beticola
Lineage: Eukaryota; Fungi; Ascomycota; Dothideomycetes; Mycosphaerellales; Mycosphaerellaceae
Biological process (GO): transmembrane transport
Cellular component (GO): plasma membrane
Molecular function (GO): transmembrane transporter activity
Source: RefSeq, a predicted model, not a curated record
GCGUUUCUUGUCCUCCUCAUCCUAGCAUGCGUGCAGAAGCUUAUCUUUUCGGAAUCUCGGUCGACGCCAUCAAGUAACGAUGCUGUGCUGCUGACUGGUGAACGAGAGCAGCGCUACGCCACCGACAGCGCUGCGGUAGCACCAUCAGCUUUGCAUACAGAUCAUACAGUGGCGAGCUGAGCCAACACAAUCAGAAUCGAAGCAAACCAAGCCCUCAUAUUUCAAGGCAUUGUCAAAGUCAAAUUCUAGAGCACGCUCUGAGAGAGCAAGACAAGCCAUGGCCGAGCCCGGAGGCGAGUUCCUCCCAGGAACCAUACAACUCUUCGUCCAAGGCGAAUCUGGCGACCUACGCGACCAAGAACUUGUCCUCAACCCAACACCAACCGACAGCCCCAAUGAUCCCAUCAACUGGUCCCCAUGGCGAAAAUACUGGCACGCUACUCUGGUCCUCUUCAUCACCGCAAUGACAGCGGCGAUCUCCAACGAUGCCGGAGCAGCCAGUGAUGGUAUGCUGGCAGAAUUGGGCAUUUCUUACGAUGUAGCGAAUACAGCCGCCGGAGUCCUAUUCGCAUCGAUCGGAUACUGGUGUUUACUCGCUUCUCCCAUGCCUUGGCUAUACGGUCGCAGGAUCCAAUAUCUCAUCUGUCUGACAUUCGGUAUGGUCGGCUCUAUCUGGUUCGCGCGCAUUAGAGGCGUGCAAGACUCAAUUUGGAACCAAAUGUUUGUGGGCGCCUCGGAGAGCUGCGCAGAAGCUUUGGCUCAGUUAUCACUCUCGGACUUAUUCUUCCAGCAUCAACGUGGGUCUGUUUUGGGCUUGUAUAUCUUGGCAACUUCGAUUGGUACAUUCUUGGGUCCACUAGUUGCAGGAUACAUCGCCAUUGAUAGCUGGAGGUGGGUGGGCUGGACAGCUGCGAUCGUUUGUGGGUGUUCGUUGCUCGUCUUCUACUUUGGUCUAGAAGAGACAGCUUUCCAGCGUGAUGCCAUCCUUGGCCUCCAAGGAGCUCGCGCAUCAAUCUCAGUAAUUCCAGGCGAGAAGAAAAUUACGGACACCCCCAAUGAGCUCGACACCCGCAACUCCCACGACAGCGCUCGUCUCACCAUCGACCGCAAAAAAUCCUACCUCGAACGCAUCGCCCUCAUAACCCCAGCCCCCAACCUCAUCGGCCUCGGCUUCAAACAAUACUUCCACCGCCUCUGGCUAACCCUCCGCGUCUUCACCUUCCCCGCAGUCCUCUACUCCGGCCUCCAAUGGGGCGCCCAAGACGCCUGGCUAUCCUUCUACCUCACAGUCGAAGAAGACAACUACUACGACCCACCCUGGAACUACAGCAACCAAGCCGUCGCAAUCAUGAAUGUCCCUACCCUCAUCGGCGCCACAAUAGGCUGCAUCUACGGCGGCUGGUUCUCCGACAUCUUCGUCAAAUAUCUCGCGAAAAGACGAGGCGGAAUCUCCGAAGCCGAAGAUCGUCUGUGGCUCAUGUAUCUCUCUGCAAUCAUCAAUCCCGCGGGAUUAAUGCUUUUUGGCAUCGGAUCUUCCAAAGCGUGGAAUUGGCCCGGUCCGUAUCUUGGUUUAGCCAUGACCGGGUUCGGUUUUGGUUGCGCUGGAGAUAUUUCCAUGGCAUAUUUGAUGGAUGCUUAUCCGGAUAUGGUGCUUGAAGGGAUGGUGGGUGUGGCGGUCAUUAAUAAUACUUUGGCGUGCAUUUUUACGUUUUUGGCGAGUCGGUGGAUUGAUGCGAGUGGUUUGGCGAAUACAUUCAUUGCGAUUGGGGUUUUGUCUUUGGUGUUUCAUUUGACGACGAUUCCGAUGCAGAUUUUUGGGAAGACGUGUAGGCGGUGGACGUACAACAGAUAUCAGCGAUUUUUGGAACUGCGAGAUGGUGAGCGAUGACAUGAGAAGGUGUAUUGUAAUUUUGGAAGGAGAACAAGUUUGUACACAUCGAUGGAAGAUGAAUAUCAAGAGCAC